Messenger RNA from Physcomitrium patens, 4407 nucleotides. Lineage: Eukaryota; Viridiplantae; Streptophyta; Bryopsida; Funariales; Funariaceae. The record is from RefSeq and is a predicted model, not a curated record.
UACUUUGGAUGGCUGCGAUGAUUGACCUUGUUGACAAUGCCACGCCCGAUCAUUGCCCGCCCGCUUGGAGCCUUGCUUGCUUGCCCUGCUACAUAUCAAUAUUGGCGCGUACCAAGCACAUUUGAAGUUGCUCUUCUUAUCUUCAAUUUUUGCUUGUUUGUUUUUUUGAAAAUUUCGCUACCUUCUUGCAGCUCCUGUCGCUGAGUAGUAGUUCGAAAUAGAGAAGUCCACGAGAGCCGGAGCGAAUCGAGCGUCACAACUCUGUCGAGAGUGAUAGGUUUCAGAGACAUUGUGCAGAUUCGGGUGAGGAUGUGGAUGUUUUUGUUUUAGAGGAAGAGAAGGUGGUGGUGGUAAGGUUGAUAUGGUGGAGACACUUCGUGAAGAGUGAUCCGUGGUUCAGUUCUUUCGCGUAGAGGAGCUGUCAUUGUUUAGAUACGUGUUCUCUGCGGAAGGCAUGGCGAGUAGGCAGUGAUGGAGGAUGGUUUUUGUCUCAGAGUGAUCAAGUGAUGGCGACGCUUGUUUUUCUUGAGGAAGUAUGCGCUGAUAGUGAUUUCCGAAGUGGAUUUGGAUAGCGGUACCGUGAGAAUCGGUUAAUGCCGUUUUAAAGUUUUUAUCUGGAGAGGUGAAGUUGGAGUGGAAUGCAAGAGGGAGGGGUGUUGCAUAGUUGUCUUUGGAGAGUGAAAUAAUUUCAUUAUUGUUUUUUCUUUUCGAGUGCAGUAGGUUGAUCUGUUUGAUACAUUCAGAGACGCGACAGUAUUGUGUUAUUGCUCAAAGCGCACUAGUUUUUGUUUUUAUCGUAGUACAGGGUGAGGAGAGAAGGAACAAAUAUGUGCAUAACUUUGCAUCACAAGCACGCCUGUCAACUGGAGGAACAGUAUGCGUCUUGUUCGGAACCUUUCGAACUAGCAUCUCCAUACUACAUGAUUUCUCACUUCAUGUAGUGGUCGUCGUAGGCGUGCGAAGCCUUGUGUGCAUCGCGAAGUACAGAGCGACAAGCGAAGGAGUUUCGUGGUUGCAUAUUAUUCACCCCUACUUGCUGUUUCUACCUGUAGCAUUACGUCACUUUGCGGCAGUACUUGGAGGAGCAGGGUGCUGUAGCGCAUUUAGAGUUCCAACAAUUCAGUGAAUUGGUCGGGGGACCUUCGUGAGGGUUUAAUUUUUUUUUACACUCUUUACCUGUGGGGGAAUUCGGAGAGGAUAGCAUGCACUGUAGCUCUGUCUGCUCUCGCCCCGAGAUCAUGGCCAUGGUGAUUGUGUAGGGGUCGUUGCAGAUUGAUGUAAUGGUCGUGGAUUAUCAUCCACCUCUGGCCUUGACACUGUACUCUGUCUUGGAUGCGGUGACGUUGGUCUCGAUCGCAGCAUUGUAGUAACCUAUAAUUUACCAAGCGUGGAAUUGAAAGUCCAAUAACUGGUUUCCAUGCAUGAAGCCCGUUCACACUGAACCUCCAAAACCUGUGAGAUUGUCCGGAUGCAGAACGUCAUGGUGCAUGGGUGCAGAAGUUGGCGGUAAGUAGGGCCUUUACAUAAGGACAUUUAGUGAUGCGAAGAAUGUCGUUGACAUGAGUGCUCAGUGUUUUUCUUGCAAGCUACGAGGUCGGAACUGAUCCUCGAAAUAGUAGCUUUUGCUUCAGCGGUCUUGAUGCAUAUUUAAGGUUCCAAUUGACCUUUGACUCGAAGAGACUGUCAGUCUUUCAGCUGAAUGUCUGGUGGUGCGAGAGACAUAUCAAGCCCAUAAUCUCCAUCAAGUAAUAAACGAUGCUCAGCUGAAACAGAGACAAAUUUCAGUAGCCUUUACUAGGCUGCCCUCACUAGUAUUCAUGGUUUUAAGAGUCUGGCAAAAUGCGCAGCAAUCUCUGCAGUUUUGCAGGGUUGCUGCCUGUGCUACUGCUGGCAGCAACCCUUGGAAGCUUUGGCUAUGAUGUGGCGGAGGAGAAAUCUGGCUGCCACUUAGAUUCCCCGUGCAUGGUCCAGGGCAGGUUAGCGGAAGUACUGCUUCCUCGUCGAACUUUGUGGACCAGAAAGCUCCCCUUAGAUGACUAUUUCUUACUCCACUUCGCUAAAAGACGACCUUAUACGACCUCUGCAGCAACGAAUGAGCAGAAUUCUGCUGAUGAAUUCCUACGUUCGACAGACCUCGCUGCUCCAAGGGGAUCUUUGGUUGCAUCUGCUAUGGCCGCCCCUUUAGGAAGUUUUUCUCAAAACAGUCCAGAGGAGUCUCACCUACAAGCCCCUUCAAUAGCCCCUUCGCCACUUGAACCUGUUGUCCCCCCAUCACCACUGAAUUUCAGCUUUCCUGAAGAUUGCCGCCAAGUUUGUCCAGAUGGCUACACUUAUACACCACCAGGGGCCCCAUCAUGUGGUUGUGUCAUCCCCAUGCACGCACAGUUUCGGCUUGGAAUCCAGUUGGAGACGCUUUUUCCUCUAGUGUCUGAGCUGGCUGCGGAGCUUGCUGAUGGAUUGUUUUUACGAACCAGUCAAGUCCGUAUUGUAGGGGCCAAUGCUGUUGAGUCAAACCAGGAUGAAACCGACGUGAGUGCAGACUUUGUGCCAUUGGACUCGAAGUUCGAUAACACCACAGCUCAUCUGCUUGCCUCUCGCUUGUGGAGUGGUCAAGUUCCACUGAACAAGACUCUUUUUGGAACCUACUCCGUCAUUUUUGUCGAUUACCCAGGUCUUCCUCCUCCUCCACCCCCCCAGUUCCCAGGAAAUAUUGUUUCACCGCCAAGUCCGGCCAACCAACUUCCAUCUGGAUUGGAUCCAAGUAAUAAAUAUCACAAGCUCAGCUCGGGGCUCAUCACCGUGAUUGCUCUGGCAUCGUCUAUGGGCAUACUGUUGCUGAUUGGUUUUGUGUGGCUCAUUCGUCUACGUCGCAGCUUUAACCGGAAAUCUUCACCUUCCGAUGUUGGCCCUUUUCAUGCAUAUUUCAAUCCUAAAAUUGAAGGUUCAUUAUUGUCAGGAAGUAUGGCGAGUUCUAUAACAGUUUCUUACAUAUCUAACGUCGAAAACUACACCGGCACUGCCAAGACCUUUAGUAUAUCAGAAAUGGAAAGGGCAACAGACAACUUCAGACCAGAUAACGUAAUUGGUGAAGGGGGCUUUGGAAGAGUUUAUCAAGGGGUGCUGGACAGUGGUAUUGAAGUGGCUGUCAAAGUACUGACAAGGGAUGAUCAUCAGGGUGGUCGUGAAUUUAUUGCUGAGGUAGAAAUGUUGAGCAGAUUACAUCAUCGAAACCUUGUGAAGCUAAUUGGCAUCUGCACCGAGAAAAUUCGGUGUUUGGUUUAUGAACUCAUCACGAAUGGCAGUGUGGAAUCUCAUGUGCAUGGUUCAGACAAAUACACAGAUCCUCUCAGCUGGGAAGCGCGCGUUAAAAUUGCUUUAGGAUCUGCUCGUGGGCUGGCAUACCUACAUGAGGAUUCUCAGCCCAGGGUAAUUCACAGAGACUUUAAAGGAAGCAAUAUUCUACUAGAAAACGAUUACACUCCUAAAGUAUCUGAUUUCGGUCUAGCGAAAUCGGCAUCUGAGGGUGGCAAGGAACACAUUUCUACUCGAGUAAUGGGCACGUUCGGGUAUGUGGCCCCUGAAUACGCAAUGACAGGGCAUCUACUUGUGAAGAGUGAUGUUUACAGUUACGGAGUAGUGCUUCUAGAGCUCCUCUCUGGACGGAAACCUGUAGAUAUGUCUCAACCACCUGGUCAAGAAAAUCUAGUCACAUGGGCUCGCCCACUUCUUACAACCAAGGAUGGGAUCGAGCAGCUUGUUGAUCCUUAUCUUAGAGACGACUUUCAAUUCGACAACUUUGCCAAGGUGGCUGCUAUAGCCUCCAUGUGUGUACAACCGGAAGUAUCCAAUCGACCGUUUAUGGGCGAGAUCGUGCAGGCCUUGAAACUUGUGUAUAAUGAAUUAGAAGCUAAUGAUGUUGGGCGCGGAAGAGGAACAGUAUCGCCUACUUCUGACUUGGUCGAAACACAAAAUUCACAGUUUCUCCAUGACUCCUCGUUUAUAAGUAUUGAUUAUGUCUCGGGACCCCUCGAGUCCUUGGAUUUUGAACAGCGAAAGCCUGUCUCUGCUUCAGGUGUUGAAUCUGGCUCUGAACGGUUCUUCCGACAACUUUCAAGUUCAUUUAGACGGUACAGUGCUUCAGCUCCACCAAAGGCGUCUUCACUACCAAGAGCUCCUUAGUCUGGAACGGGAAAUCCCCAAGGCGGGAAGCAUGAGUGACCAGUGUAUUAUUUACUGAGAUCCUUAAAUGUGGGAAUUUUUUUCAUGUUAGGCGUUAGGAUUGUGAAGGCUGUUGCGACUUUACAUUAUUGGCUCCUGCCAUGCCAAUUUGUAUAUUAUCCUCGUCUCAUCUAUUAGACUUGAGUCACAUAAUUUUCGUGAUUCGGUAUCAUUCACUUUUUCAGCCUC